Messenger RNA from Cutaneotrichosporon cavernicola, 450 nucleotides. RefSeq lists its product as uncharacterized. Lineage: Eukaryota; Fungi; Basidiomycota; Tremellomycetes; Trichosporonales; Trichosporonaceae. The record is from RefSeq and is a predicted model, not a curated record. The transcript has 3 exons. The coding region runs from base 1 to 450 and encodes 149 amino acids.
AUGAAACUCACGGCAAUCUCCAACGAUACGUGGUACGCGUCCAGCCCAAUCCAGGCGCCCAACUACAAGACUCCCCAGAUUGUGACUAUGACAAUGGAGACCGAGUACAAGGGCGACUUUGAGGGUGUCAGCGUUGCGAGUUACGCCAUGGCCGCGUACAACCCCCACAAGACGGAGGGAGAGGAGGGAUGCGCGGGCGGGCAUGGGGAUUGGACUUUUGCGGGAAUCGCCACGUUCGCCGGCACUGUGCAGGGCAAGAAGGGCACCUUUGCCACUCGCGUCACUGGGCAGGUUCGACAUGGGUGGAGUGAGGCUACCAACACUAUCGUCGAGGGGACGGGUACCGAUGAGCUUGCCGGAAUCAGUGGGAGUGGAUGCUUCAAGGUCCAGGUGCCUAAAGAGAGUCGUAUUAAGGAUCUGGAGGUCCAGUGGGAGGUUGAGUUCAAGUAG